This is a messenger RNA of Ramularia collo-cygni, 1677 nucleotides long. RefSeq names its product probable CCT7-component of chaperonin-containing T-complex. Gene Ontology annotation, cellular component: chaperonin-containing T-complex. The transcript is spliced from 3 exons. The record is from RefSeq and is a predicted model, not a curated record. Gene Ontology annotation, molecular function: ATP binding; ATP-dependent protein folding chaperone; ATP hydrolysis activity. Gene Ontology annotation, biological process: protein folding. Bases 1 to 1677 code for a protein of 558 amino acids. NCBI's taxonomy places the organism in Eukaryota, Fungi, Ascomycota, Dothideomycetes, Mycosphaerellales, Mycosphaerellaceae.
AUGUCCUUCGGGGGCCAAACCCCGACCAUUAUCGUCCUAAAAGAGGGAACGGACCAGUCACAAGGUCGUGGACAGAUCAUCUCCAAUAUCAACGCAUGCUUGGCCGUGCAAACAACAAUCAAGAGCACACUCGGUCCCUACGGCGGAGACCUCCUCCUGGUCGACGAGAAUGGCAAGACCACCAUCACCAACGACGGCGCCACCGUGAUGAAGCUUUUGGAUAUUGUGCACCCGGCAGCGCGCAUUCUCACAGACAUUGCGCGCUCGCAAGACGCAGAAGUGGGAGAUGGUACAACGUCUGUGGUGGUGCUGGCGGGCGAGGUGUUGAAGGAGGUCAAGGAGCAUGUCGAGCAGGGUGUCAGCAGCCAGACCAUCAUCAAGGGUCUGCGGAGAGCGGGCAUGAUGGCCGUAAACAAGAUCAAGGAGAUUGCGGUCAGCACAAAGGAGGGUAACCAACGGGAAACUCUGAUCAAACUGGCGGCGACGGCCAUGAGCAGCAAGCUCAUUCACCGGAACGCCGACUUCUUCACCAAGAUGGUGGUGGAUUCAGUCCUCUCUCUGGACCAAGACGAUCUCAACGAGAAACUGAUUGGCAUCAAGAAGAUCACUGGAGGUGCCCUACAAGACUCGCUCUUCGUCAAUGGUGUCGCCUUCAAGAAGACCUUCUCGUACGCCGGCUUCGAGCAGCAGCCAAAGUCCUUCUCGAACCCUCAGAUUGUGUGCCUUAACGUCGAGCUUGAGCUCAAGAGCGAAAAGGACAACGCCGAGGUCCGCGUGGAGGAGGUUUCUGAAUACCAGGCCAUUGUUGAUGCGGAAUGGCGCAUCAUUUACGACAAGAUGGAGGCACUCUACAAGACGGGCGCCAAGGUUGUCCUCUCGAAGCUUCCCAUUGGUGAUCUCGCUACACAGUACUUCGCAGAUCGCGACGUCUUCUGCGCAGGUCGCGUUGCCGCUGAUGAUCUCGAGCGUGUGUGCCAGGCAACCGGCGCAACCAUCCAAUCCACCUGUUCCGACAUCAACCCCGAGCGCGACUUGGGCUCGUGUGCAAAGUUCGAGGAGCGCCAGAUUGGUGGUGAGCGCUUCAACUUCUUCGAGGGUUGCCCUGGCGCAAAGACAUGCACACUGGUCCUCCGCGGUGGUGCCGAGCAGUUCAUCGCCGAGGUGGAGCGCAGUCUGCACGACGCCAUCAUGAUUGUCAAGCGUGCCAUCAAGAACCAGACCAUCGUCGCUGGUGGUGGCGCCUGCGAGAUGGAGAUCUCCGCUUACCUGCAUAGUUUCGCUGACAAGAAUGUCCCGCACAAACAGCAAGCUAUCAUCAAGUCCUUCGCCAAAGCUCUGGAGGUCAUUCCACGCCAGCUUUGCGACAAUGCUGGAUUUGAUGCGACGGACAUUCUGAACCGACUGCGAGUGGAGCACCGCAAGGGAAAUGUGUGGGCCGGUGUGGACUUUGAACAUGAGGGAAUCAGAGACAACUUGGAGGCGUUCGUGUGGGAACCCAGUCUCGUCAAGACCAACGCGAUCAUGGCGGCCGUUGAGGCGAGUUGCCUUAUCUUGAGCGUCGAUGAGACCAUCAAGAAUCAGGAGAGCCAGCAGCCACAGGGUCCGUCACGAGGACUACCACCGGGUGCUGCGCAGAGAGCUAUGAGGGGCAGAGGAAGAGGAAUGCCGAGGCGGUAA